This is a messenger RNA of Tremella mesenterica DSM 1558, 2421 nucleotides long. RefSeq lists its product as uncharacterized. The transcript is spliced from 5 exons. Gene Ontology annotation, molecular function: phosphatidylinositol binding; protein binding. Gene Ontology annotation, cellular component: mating projection tip. Gene Ontology annotation, biological process: conjugation with cellular fusion. The record is from RefSeq and is a predicted model, not a curated record. NCBI's taxonomy places the organism in Eukaryota, Fungi, Basidiomycota, Tremellomycetes, Tremellales, Tremellaceae. The coding region runs from base 352 to 2358 and encodes 668 amino acids.
AUCCUUCAUCUCAUUAUACUUAUACACAAUCCUGUUUUAACACCUUAUCCGGCUGACAGGAAAGUGGAUGACAUAAGAUCUACAAAGUGAAACCCGAACAGACUCGAGGAACAAGAUCAGACACCGAUAUCGAGAUUACUCGUCCUGGUGGCUUUGCUCAACCUUUUUUUAACCAAUCGUCUCUCUCCCCACCUCCCCACUUCAAUCAAAUCCGCUUUCGGGUGUCUCACACUUGUGUCUUGUGUCACACCACUUCAUCGACCACCAAGCUUUCGAUUCAAUAACAACAACAACUUUCUCGAAGAAACCCAAUAACAUACAAAUAUCCGAUAAGACACCAAAGCUCGUAAUAUGAAAUCCCUUCGCCGCUCGUUGAAUAACAACGGGCAUUCUCAACCUUCCCCACCUCUUUCUUCCGGUAUCACACCAGGUCCGCUUGGUAGGCCAUCCGAACGCGUCGCUCCACCUCAGAAAGUCAUCAAAGCUCUCGUUUCUAUGAGAAGUACAAACCCUCAGGAGUUGAGUUAUACCAAAGGCGACUUUUGGUACGUUACUGGAGAACGUGAAGGGUGGUACGAAGCUCUCAAUCCUUUGACGGGCUCGAGGGGUUUGGUCCCUAAAACUGACUUUGAAGAGUUUGGAAGGGGUGGUAAACCUCAAUUGAAAUCGACGCAGUCGUCCGAAGGUUCCAGCAGCAGACCUAUAACACCAGCGACACAUCAAUCGAUACCUUCCAACGACAUGAGAUCGAUCCCGAGUACCAAAUCGUCUGUUUCUUCGGCCAUACCAAAGAAACACAAGCAGCCAGUAUACGCAAUCGUGCAGUACGACUUCCAUGCCGAAAGGCCAGAUGAGCUGGAUGCCAGAAAGGGAGAACCCAUUGUGGUCAUUGCUCAGAGUAAUCAUGAAUGGUUUGUCGCAAAGCCUAUAGGUCGACUUGGAGGACCUGGAUUGAUCCCGGUGGCUUUUGUCGAGAUUCGCGAUCCCGCCACUGGAAAGCCCAUCGAAGUGUCUCCCGAUACGAUUCCCAUGGUAGAAGAAUGGAAGAAAGCUACGGCCGAGUAUAAAGCUGCCGCCAUCCCACUUGGUCGUUUAGACCUGGAGGGUGCCGCUCCAGUGGUUGAUUCGCCAUACGCCCAUGCGUCGAACAAAUCUGCAUCAUCCUCUUCGGUCGUCCUCCCCCUCAAUCCAGCAGGGGUGACGUCUUCCCUACCUCGAACGAGCUCAUCAACCUCGGUCAACCAGAUUCAGACGCAGAGUGUCCAUGUUUAUCGACCGAACGAAGACACCGAAUUACCCUUAGGUGAUUUUCUUGAUUUGACAAUACCUUCCUUCCACAACGAACAAGGUAAAUACUGGUAUCGUCUCCAUGUGGUCUUCCUUCCCGACAACCCGGCUUCACCCGCUCUCACACUCUCUUUGUAUAGAGAGUACGACGAUUUUUACGCCUUUCAAAUCAAUCUUCUCAACUUUUGUCCGGUCGAAGCUGGCCGGGAACCCGCUCCGGGGGAGACAUCUCCGCCCGAAAGGAUCCUUCCGUUCAUGCCUGGUCCCGUCGCCGAAGAAAACGAUGAAAUCACUGAACUUCGACGUGAAGAUCUUGAUGCUUAUGUCAAAGCAUUGUUGGAACUUCGAGAACGAGGUGCUGGACAUGUCUUACGUCAUCGUCAUUUAAGAGAAUUCUUUGCUGCUAGAGAAGGUGAUUACUGUGAAGAAACACCCCGACCUGAUAUCAUGGAAGAGCUUGAAGAACAUUUAUCAGACAUGCGUAUGCCUUCCAGACAUGAUGUUUAUUCAAACGAUCGAACAGGUGCAAGUUCAAGUAUGUCUUCACAUUCAAAUAGAGAUAAUCAAUCUUCACAAGGAUGGAAUCAAAGUUCACGUAUUUCCGCUUCACAUAUAGCUCCUGGUAAUCCUCUUCCUCCUAUCGAUCCUACACUCCGACCGGAUUCUACUUCUUACGCUAGAUCAUCAGGUCAUUACAUGUCCGGAGGUCCAUCAACAGGUUCAUCUUGGGGUAUGACACCUCAAUCUUCUUCUGGUCCAGGUCCAGGACAUGUAACAAACAUGUCGACAACAUCCACAACCGGUCAACCACCAUAUGUGAAAAUCAAGAUUUACGAUCGUGCGACAGAUGAUUUGAUAGCAAUACGUGUACAUCCUAAUGUAUCUUUGGCGGAAUUGUUUGAGAAAGUCAGAGGGAGAUUAGGUUCAAAUGUCGGAGCAUUGAGAUAUAGGACAGGUGUGGCUAUGGCAGGUGUACCACAAGCGUAUAAGGAAAUUGGAGAUGAUAGAGAUUUGAAAGAUUGGAUAACGGGAGAAGAUCAAAAGUUGGUUUUGUAUGCUGAACAGGCUUGAGAAGGAAAUAUUUUUCGACAAGGAUAAUAAAUUUUACAGAUCUUAAUGCAUAUCUUGGGUUCU